AUGGCAACACCGUCGGCGGAUCAUGUUGAGUCUCAGCGCUCCCAGACUGGAAUGUCAAUCUCGCUUCGAGCAACAUUGACUCUCUUAUACUAUCUCUUGUGCCUUCACAUCCUCCAUGGCAUUUCUCUCGUCCUUCAGCCCUUCAAGUCCAAGGAUGCCGACUCGUUUCCUCUUGAGGAACCCAUCAAAUGCAAGGAAGCACAAGUCCUCACGGUCAUCACCGAGAUUGCGCCUCAUCGGAUCUACCGCUCCCCGGUGCCGAGCAGUGUAUUCACGUAUGAAUACAUGACCGCGCACAGAGUCACCGCAGGACAUGUUCCUCCUCCACAUGCUGGUUUCGACGGACACUACGAUUCCGGGUCCAUCCCGACACGGAUCACCAGGCCAUCGCCUGCCUAUCACAAUACAUCUACCCGAAGCAGUGUACCCGGCAUUUUGAUCACACCAGAGAGUCCGAUCCGAUUCAACACCCGUGGCAUCGAACCCGCUCGAAGCCCCUUGAGAUCAGAUACAUUUGUGCCGUAUGAGGCGGCUGGUUCGAGCGUGAAGUUCAACAGCUGGAAAAGUCAGCACGUCCUCUUCGCUGACCCAGUGGUCAACGAGAGACAAAGCCGCCAAGAGGCCAACGACUCGCGAGCCCCUGAUCUGGCCACAUACCACCUCAGCCAUGUCCAUUCGCCCACACAGCUGAGGCUCAUGUCUGUCGCCAGCUCAGCAGAGGAUCUCGAGGGUCCUUUCAACGUCAAGCCCCGGGUUUCUUCCAAUACCAGCGACAAAUCUCUCGCACUGAGUCUUGUCCCCCGUCGUCCGAUGAUGGCUCGCUCGGCCGAGAGCUUUCCUGGCCAAUUCCCUGUCAGUGAAGGCUUGAAGCCCGGAUCCCUGGCUACCGAUCCUUCAGCCUUUCGCGAGAGAGGGACUAUGCACGCCAGACCCUUUUCAGAUUAUUAA
Molecule: messenger RNA, 948 nt
Organism: Penicillium diatomitis
Lineage: Eukaryota; Fungi; Ascomycota; Eurotiomycetes; Eurotiales; Aspergillaceae
Exons: 1
Coding region: 1-948 (315 amino acids)
Source: RefSeq, a predicted model, not a curated record